Molecule: messenger RNA, 6650 nt
Organism: Rhincodon typus (whale shark)
Lineage: Eukaryota; Metazoa; Chordata; Chondrichthyes; Orectolobiformes; Rhincodontidae
Product: low-density lipoprotein receptor-related protein 2-like
Exons: 43
Coding region: 131-6625 (2164 amino acids)
Molecular function (GO): protein binding; calcium ion binding
Source: RefSeq, a predicted model, not a curated record
CAAGUCUCUGCGCUAGGUUACUAUAUGCUUUUGUCCGUUUUGGUAUGCUUAGGUUCGGAACUGUGAAAAAGAAUUAUCAUUACUAGAGGAAAGCGAGCUUUGGAUCAUUGCUGUUCCUUUAAGAAUUGACAUGAUUCCUUUUCGGGUAGCCUUGUUGCUACUGCUGGUAGUAUGUUUAAACCCGACCAGGCUCGUAAAUGGGUCAAGAGCAUCCUGUGGUGCAUCAUGGUUUCAGUGCAGAAAUGGACGGUGUGUGCCAUUAAUGUGGAAGUGUGACGGAGAUGAUGACUGUACUGAUGGUAGCGAUGAGAGUGAUUGUGGUAAAAUCACCUGUGGACCAUCAGACUUUGUAUGCCACAAUGGACAUUGUGUGCCAAGCAAAUGGCAGUGUGAUGGCUCAUCUGACUGUGAGGAUGGAUCAGAUGAAAGUCCUGAUAUCUGUCAUGCACAGAUGUGCCAGUUACAUGAAAUAAGCUGUGGCCCUGGCUCUCUUCAGUGUAUUCCUGAUUCCUGGAAAUGUGAUGGAGAAAAGGACUGUGACAAUGGCAGUGAUGAAGAGAACUGUGGCACUUUGGUUUGCAGUAUACUUGAGUUCACAUGCUCCAAUGGCAGAUGCAUUUCCAAAACAUUUAUCUGCAAUGGUGAAGACGACUGUGGUGAUGGGAGUGAUGAACGAGGUUGUGCCCCAUUUGUUUGUCACAUUCAUGAGUUUCAGUGCAAUAGUUCUGAAUGUAUCCCUAUGAAUUGGGUAUGUGACAAUAAUGCUGACUGUGCUGACCAGUCUGAUGAAGCUCCAGAACAUUGUGGGCGUACACUUGCCCCUGUGACCUGCUCUUCCAGUGAGUUCCUGUGCAAGUCUGGUGAAUGCAUCAAUCAUCACUGGUACUGUGAUGGAGAUAAUGACUGCAAAGAUGGAAGUGAUGAAGUGAACUGCUUACCUCGAACAUGUAGACCAGAUUACUUCCAAUGCAGUGAUGGUAAUUGCAUCCCUGAGAACAAGAUCUGCAAUAACUUUGCAGACUGCUCUGAUGCUAGUGAUGAAGCCAACUGCAAGAAUGAAUGCACUGGUCCCUCUGACUUUAAAUGCCAAAGUGGAGAAUGCAUAACUAUAACCCAAGUAUGUGACCACAAAUGGGACUGUAGAGAUCGGAGUGAUGAACCCUUCAAAUGCCGGCUAAAUGAAUGUUUGGUGAACAAUGGAGACUGCUCUCAUAUUUGCAGGGACCUUCUUAUUGGUUAUGAAUGUGAUUGUCCUGCUGGCUUUGAGCUUGUUGAUGACAGAACUUGUGAUGAUGCCGAUGAGUGUCAAAAUCCUGGAGUCUGCAGUCAGAUUUGUAUCAACUUGAAAGGAAGCUACAAAUGUGAAUGUUAUGAAGGAUAUCACAUGGAUCCUGCUACUAGAGUUUGCAAGGCUAUUGGCAAAGAGCCUUACUUGAUCUUCACAAAUCAUCAUGACAUUCGGAAAUUGGGACUGCAUCAUCAAGAGUACAGCCAGGUACUUGUUCAGCUGAGAAAUGCUGUAGCACUGGAUGCUGAUGUUGUGGAGCAAGAGAUCUUCUGGGCUGACUUGGGCCAGCAGGCAAUUUUCAGUGCAUCCAUGAAUAGAUACAAAGGCAAAACUGGUCAGUCAGUCCUUACCAAGGACUUGGGCAUUCCUGUGGGAAUUGCUGUGGAUUGGAUUUACAAGCACAUAUAUUGGACUGACCGUGGUACAAAAACAAUAUCUGUGGCCACAUUGGAUGGAUCCAGAAAGACUGUUCUCUUUGACACCAACUUAACAGAACCAGCUUCUAUAGCAGUUGAUCCACAUUCUGGGUUUGUUUACUGGUCAGACUGGGGUGAGCCAGCAAAGAUAGAAAAGGCAGGAAUGAAUGGUGUUGAUCGCCAAACGUUGGUCGACCAAAGGAUUCAAAGGCCAAAUGGCAUUGCACUUGACCUUGUGAAACACCGCCUCUACUGGGUUGAUGCAAAACUCCACACCCUGUCCAGUAUAGGGCUGAAUGGACAGGAUAGAAGACUAGUGAUCUUGUCACCAGAAUUCCUUUCCCGUCCUUGUGGUGUUGCAGUGUUUGAGGAUCGUGUUUUCUGGAUUGAUGAAGAAACUGAGGCAAUCUAUGGAGCCAACAAGUUCACAGGAGCAGAUGUUGAAACACUUGUUUACAAUCUCCAGCAACCACGUGAUAUCUUGAUUUACCAUGAACUGCUUCAGUUACCUGGUAAGAACUGGUGCAAUGACAGUGGAAGCUGUGAAUACAUGUGUCUUCCUGCUCCUCAGCAUAAAGAAUUCUCUCCCAAAUACACAUGUGUGUGCCCACCUGGAAUGAAACUGGAACAUGGACAGAAGUGUGGAACAGAUUUCACAGCCUGUGGUAUCAAUGAAAUCCAUUGUGGCCAUGGAUCCCAUGAGUGUAUUCCUCUAUCCUGGAAGUGUGAUGGUGAAAAAGACUGUACUAACGGUGGUGAUGAGGAGAACUGUGGCACCCUUACUUGUAGUGCAUUAGAGUUUACUUGCUCCAGUGGCAGAUGUGUUUCCAAAUCCUUUGUUUGCAAUGGUGAAGAUGAUUGUGGUGAUGGAAGUGAUGAAAAAGGAUGUCCUAGAGCUAUAUGUGGCUCACAUGAGUUUCAGUGCAACAACUUGGUGUGUAUCCCUUCAAGCUGGGUGUGUGACAAUAACAUUGACUGUACAGACAAGUCUGAUGAAGCUGCCAAAUUGUGUGGACAUACUCCUGCACCUCUAACAACUUGUUCUAUCAAUGAGAUUCAAUGUAACUCAGGAGAAUGCAUCCACUCCCAGUGGCACUGUGACGGUGAUGAGGAUUGCAAGGAUGGAAGUGAUGAAAUUAAUUGUCCCCCUCGCACUUGUCAACCAGAUGACUUCAGAUGUGGUGAUGGCUCUUGUAUCCAUGGAAGUGCAAAGUGUAAUGGCUAUAAGGAUUGCAAUGAUGGAAGUGAUGAAGCAAAUUGCAAUGGUACAGAAUGCCUUGUACCAACUGAAUUCAAAUGCCAAAGUGGUGAAUGCAUAAGUAUUAAUAAAGUGUGUAACCACUGGCAAGAUUGCAAGGAUCGCAGUGAUGAACCUCCUGAAUGCAAUCAGAAUGAAUGCCAAGUGAACAAUGGUGGCUGCAUGCAUACCUGCCAGGAUCUUGUUAUUGGCUACAAGUGUGGAUGUGCUCCUGGCUUUGAGCUGGUUGAUGACAAAAACUGUAGAGAUAUUGAUGAAUGUCAAAGUCCUGGGACUUGCAGCCAAAUUUGUACUAACACCAUAGGGAGUUAUGAAUGUGCAUGUCACAAAGAAUACUAUAUGGAUCCAGUGACUAGAGUUUGCAAGGCAAUAGGAGAAGAACCUUAUUUGGUUUUUACCAAUCGCCAUGAUAUCCGGAAAGUGGGAUUGCGCCAAAUGGAAUACACCCAAGUAGUUUGGAAGCUGAGAAAUGCUGUGGCACUUGAUGCUGAUGUUGCAGCAAAAAGGAUCUUCUGGGCUGAUCUGGCACAGCAAGCAAUCUUCAGUGUGUCCAUGGAUAAACAUGAAAACAUGAAUAAAUCCAACAUUGCCAAAGAUCUUGGGAUGCCUGUGGGAAUUGCUGUGGACUGGAUCUACAAACACAUCUAUUGGACAGAUUGUGGCACUAAAACCAUAUCUGUUGCUAACUAUGAUGGAAGCAAAAGGAAAAUCCUUUUUGAUACUGACUUGAUGGAACCAGCUUCAGUAGCUGUCAAUCCAUUAUCUGGUUUUCUCUACUGGUCAGAUUGGGGUGAGCCAGCAAAGAUUGAAAAAGCAGGAAUGAAUGGCAAUGACCGUAAUGUUCUUGUGGCUACAGAUAUUCAAUGGCCACAUGGCAUUGCUCUUGAUCUUGUGAGAAGCCGGCUCUAUUGGGUUGACUUAAAGCUGCACAGUCUAUCAAGUGUAGACUUAAAUGGCCAAGACAGAAGAACUAUACUGCAGUCAAGAGAAUUCCUCCCUCACCCUCUUGGAAUCAGCAUAUUUGAGGAUCGUGUGUUCUGGGUUGAUGGAGAAAAUAAAGCUUUAUAUGGAGCCAACAAAUUUACAGGCUCGGAUAUAGAGCUUUUGGUUGCCAACCUGACUGAACCUUCAGACAUCAUUGUUUAUCACAAGCUAACUCAACCAGCAGGCAAAAACUGGUGUGCUGAGAGUCUGAAGACCAGAAGCUGUGAGUACAUGUGUCUGCCAGCUCCUCAGACCAGUAGCUAUGGUCCAAGAUACACUUGUGUCUGUCCAUCUGGAAUGAAGCUCCAAAAGGAUGGAUGGCAUUGUGGAAUGGCUGCAACCUGUGGAACAUCUGACUUUAUGUGCAACAACAGACAAUGCAUAGCCAGUAGGUGGCUGUGUGAUGGUAAAGCUGACUGUGAAGAUGGAUCUGAUGAGCUAACAGAAGUCUGUCAUGAAAUAACAUGUCUUGGCCAUGAGGUCAGCUGUGGCCUGGGGUCACUUCAAUGUAUUCCUGUUGCUUGGAGAUGUGAUGGUGAAAAGGACUGUAGUAAUGGUGGUGAUGAAGUUGGCUGUGGCAUAAUCACUUGCAGCCCAGAAGAGUUCACAUGUCUCAGUGGCAGCUGCAUUUCCAGAACAUUUGUCUGCAAUGGUGAGGAUGACUGCAUUGAUGGAAGUGACGAAGAGAAAUGCCCUUCUCUCAUCUGUGGCAUUCACGAGUUUCAUUGCAACAGUUCAGAGUGUAUACCCUCUAGCUGGGUGUGUGAUGGCAAUGUGGAUUGCACUGAUCAAUCUGAUGAGUCACCAGAACACUGUGGGCGUACAAUCCCCCCUCUUCCUGUAAUCUGUGGUCCAAAUGAACUCCAGUGUGGUUCUGGUGAAUGUAUCCAGCGUCACUGGUACUGUGAUGGUGAUGCUGACUGCAGAGAUGGAAGUGAUGAGGCAAACUGCCCUCUUCAAACAUGUCAACCUGAUCAGUUCCGCUGUGGUGAUGGCAAUUGCAUUCCUGGAAGCAAGAAAUGCAACUUCUUUAGGGACUGUCUUGAUGGUAGUGAUGAAAUCAACUGCAGGAAAAUUUCUGAAUGCAGUGGACCUACUGACUUUAGAUGCAAAAGUGGUGAAUGCAUAAACAUCACCUUAGUAUGCAACCACCAGCAGGACUGCAAAGACUGGAGUGAUGAACUUAAUGGAUGUAAUCAAAAUGAAUGUUUGAAGAAGAAUGGUGGUUGCUCCCACUUCUGUCAUGAUCUUGUCAUUGGUUAUGAAUGUGAAUGCCCUACUGGUUUUGAACUAAUUGACCAGAAAACAUGUGCAGAUGUAAACGAGUGCCUCAAUCCUGGAUCCUGCAGCCAAAUCUGUAUCAAUACAGAAGGAAGCUACAAUUGUGAAUGCCAUGCUGGAUAUAUCUCAGAUCCAGCUACUGGAGCCUGCAAGACCGUAGGAGGAGAGGAGCCAUAUUUGAUUUUUGUAAAUCGCCACGAUAUUCGGAAGUUAGGACUGCAUCACCAAGAGUAUACACAAGUUGCCAAAGAUCUAAGGAAAGCUGUAGCAUUAGAUGCUGAUAUUGCAGAGCAGAGGGUUUUCUGGGCUGAUGUGAGCCAGCAGGCAAUUUUCAGCAUGGUCAUGAAUGAAAGUGCUGAUGAAGCUAGUAUUUUCAAGAUCAACGGCAACUUGCAAAUCCCAGUAGGAAUUGCAGUGGAUUGGAUCUAUAAAAAUGUCUAUUGGACUGACCGUGGGACCAAUACUAUAUCUGUGGCUACAUUUGAUGGAAAGAGAAAGAUCACCCUCUUUGACACUGACCUGAGGGAACCAGCUUCCAUAGCUGUUGAUCCACUAAAUGGGUUUAUCUACUGGUCAGAUUGGGGUGCCCCAAAAAUUGAAAAAGCUGGCAUGAAUGGUGUUGAUCGUCAGAUCUUGGUUGCCACUAAGAUCGAGUGGCCAAAGGGCAUUUCACUUGACUUCGUGAAAAGCCGUCUGUACUGGGUUGAUGCAAAAUUGCACACGUUAGCAAGUGUAGACCUGAAUGGUCAGAAUAGAAGAACAGUAUUGCAGUCAGAAAAAUUCCUUGCACAUCCCUGUGCAGUUGCCGUAUUUGAGGAUCACGUAUUCUGGGUUGAUGCAGACAACAAAGCAGUUUAUGGAGCCAACAAGUACACAGGCAGUAAUGUCAAAGCUUUGGCCUCAAAUGUUGAUGCUCAAGAUAUCAUUGUUUAUCAUGAGCUUAUUCAGGCACCUGGAAAAAACUGGUGUGACCAGAAUAAAGUCUGCGAGUACAUGUGUCUUCCUGCUCCUCAAAUCAACAGCCAAUCGGCAAAGUAUACUUGUGUGUGCCCAACUGGAAUGGAGUUGACCAAAGACGAACAACAGUGUCAACCAGUAACUACACUUACAACAGCAAAUGUGUCUACAAUGGCUUCCAGUGUUGCCCCUGAAUUUUCCUUUGGUCUGUCUACUAAGUCACCAACCAUCUUGGCUACAUCUAAAGGUGUCAAGUCACCUUCCCUUGAAGGAAAGUCAAGAGGAUCUACAGCUGUUUGGGUCAUUUUUAUCCUUGCCCUUCUAACAAUAACUGGCUUAGUUGGCUACUUUGGUUGGCAGUCCUGGCAAAAGAGAAAUGUGCAAUACAUCAGCUUUGAGAAUCCAGUGUUUCAGCAUAAAUCUGACAAUGAAAUGAAAUAAAAUUCCACUUUGGUGUUAACUGGCA